AUGAAGCUGCUGCUAGUUUUGGCUCCGUUACUCAUUGGUUGCUCUGGGGUAUCUUUACCUCAGCCUGGUCGGGUUGUAAACUGUGAUGAUGCAGAAGUACAUGAAGCAGCUAUUGCAGCCGUUCAGCACGUAAAUGACCAUCACAAGCAUGGAUAUAAGUAUGCCUUGAACCGGGUUGAGAAUGUCAAUGUGCACUCUUUGGCAUCUGGAGAAAUUUAUAUUUUGGAGUUAGAUCUCUUGGAGACAAAAUGCCCAUCUCUGAGUCCAACGCCCUUAGAGCUCUGUGCCGUGAGGCCAGUAAUCGAACAGGCAGUGGAAGCUGACUGUGAUUUCAAAAUCCAGAAACAAAGUGGAAUCUUUACAGUUGUAGGUGCCCAGUGCAAAUCUGAACUAGAUUCCGCAGAAAAUAUUCGCAGAAUUUGUCCUAACUGCCCAUUCCUGGCGCCUAUGAAUGAUACCCAGGUUGUCCAUGCAGCUGAUGUGUCCCUUCACAAAUUCAAUGGUGGGAACAGCACAGCAUUUUACUUACUCCAUGAGAUUGGCCGAGGAAGUAUUCAGUCUGGCAUAAGCAAUUCCGUACACAUUGAGUUUGUUAUUGCAGCAAGUAACUGUACUAAGGAUGAUGCCAAUUCUGGACUUUUUGCAUGCGUGGAGGAAACUGGAGAUAGUGCUCAUUAUGGAGCUUGCUCUGGAUCAGUUGUGAAAAAUCAGGGAGCAAUAGAUGAAGAUGUUGUGGUGCAAUGCACAGUUUAUGAACCUCAGCCUAGAAAGGUGGCACAAGCAGGAGCACCGCAAAUCCCAUUGGCAUCUCCACAGACUAAUGGUUUUCAGUCACGUUUCCACCAUAACCUCCGUUUUUCCAACCUGGGUCCCCAUUCGUCUGAGUCCAACUCUGCUGAACAUCAUCUCCUGGCUGCUCAUACAAAGCAAAUUGUUAAGCGGUCACUUACUGGAGAACCUGUACCACCCAAUGUACCAACUCUCCCCUUGUGUCCUGGAAGGAAAAUACACUUUUAA
This is a messenger RNA of Hyla sarda, 1017 nucleotides long. RefSeq names its product alpha 2-HS glycoprotein (gene AHSG). Gene Ontology annotation, cellular component: blood microparticle; extracellular region; extracellular matrix. Gene Ontology annotation, biological process: negative regulation of endopeptidase activity. The record is from RefSeq and is a predicted model, not a curated record. The transcript has 7 exons. Bases 1 to 1017 code for a protein of 338 amino acids. Gene Ontology annotation, molecular function: cysteine-type endopeptidase inhibitor activity. Lineage: Eukaryota; Metazoa; Chordata; Amphibia; Anura; Hylidae.